AACUUCACCUUGGAAGUUUACGACCUCCAUUCAUCCUCUGUCGUAUUCAAACAGCGGUUUUUACCAUCUUACAUGAUAAAUUUCACUUUAAAAUAUCUCAAAAACUUCCUAUAAAGGCAUAUUAGUGCCGUCUGGUUAGUUGAAAGUGUUAAAAUCAAGUGUAAUUGUAAAAAAUGGCAUUAAAAUCGUCACCGGCGGUACUGGGUAUGGUAGCCAGAAUUUCACGCCGCUGUUUUUCGACCUCAAAGGCUUUGUCAGCAAAACCUGUGACUGUACGAGAUGCUCUCAACCAAGCCAUUGAUGAGGAAAUGGAAAGGGACGACAAAGUAUUCGUUUUGGGCGAAGAAGUGGCCCAAUAUGACGGCGCCUAUAAAGUAACGAGGGGCCUGUGGAAGAAAUAUGGAGACAAAAGAGUAAUAGACACGCCAAUCACAGAAAUUGGUUUUGCAGGUAUAGCGGUUGGAGCUGCUUUCCACGGCCUGAGGCCGAUCUGCGAGUUUAUGACAUUCAACUUCUCCAUGCAGGCUAUUGAUCACAUAAUAAACUCGGCCGCGAAGACGUACUACAUGUCUGCGGGGCAGGUGAAAGUUCCGAUCGUGUUCCGCGGCCCCAACGGCGCCGCAGCGGGCGUCGCGGCGCAGCAUUCGCAGUGCUUCGGCGCGUGGUUCAGCCACUGCCCCGGGCUCAAGGUCGUCAUGCCCUACACCUCUGAAGACGCCAAGGGGCUCCUGAAAACGGCCAUCCGUGAUAACGACCCGGUUGUGAUGCUGGAGAACGAGAUGCUGUACGGAGUUCCGUUCCCGAUGUCUGACGAAGCGCUCAGCAAGGACUUCGUUAUUCCCAUCGGUAAAGCAAAGAUCGAACGCGAGGGCAAACACGUAACGCUGGUGUGCGCCGGACGCGGCACCGAGACCGCGCUCAAGGCGGCCAGCGACCUGGCUGGAAAUGGUAUCGAAUGCGAGGUCAUCAACCUGCGGUCGCUGCGGCCGCUGGACUUCGACGCGAUCGCGCGCUCCGUCGCCAAGACACACCACCUCGUCACCGUCGAACAAGGAUGGCCGCAGUCGGGUGUCGGCGCGGAAAUCUGCGCCCGCGUGAUGGAGUCGGCCACAUUCUUCGAGCUGGACGCGCCGGCGUGGCGCGUGUCGGGCGCCGACGUGCCGAUGCCGUACGCCGCGUCGCUGGAGGCGCGCGCGCUGCCGGCGCCGCACGACAUCGUCCAGGCUGUUCACGCCACGCUCGGAAACCAAAUUGUCCAAAGCGCCCAGCCGUUUAAGAAAUAGAAUAAGCAGCAACAGCGAGUCUGUGAGCCAGUGAGCCAAUGAAUCUCCGCCUAUCCCCGAGUUGUAAAUACUUAAUUGUUUAAUCGUUGUCAUGCCACGCCCGCCAUUGUGAUAUUGUUUGUCAUUCAUAUGAGGAGAUUUUAGAUAACUUUAUUUAUAAAUAAAAAUAGGAAUUUUCA
Plodia interpunctella (Indianmeal moth) is the source of this 1462-nucleotide messenger RNA. RefSeq names its product Pyruvate dehydrogenase E1 beta subunit (gene Pdhb). Gene Ontology annotation, biological process: pyruvate decarboxylation to acetyl-CoA. Lineage: Eukaryota; Metazoa; Arthropoda; Insecta; Lepidoptera; Pyralidae. The coding region runs from base 174 to 1283 and encodes 369 amino acids. Gene Ontology annotation, molecular function: pyruvate dehydrogenase (acetyl-transferring) activity. The record is from RefSeq and is a predicted model, not a curated record. The transcript has 9 exons.